This is a messenger RNA of Canis lupus familiaris (dog), 3859 nucleotides long. RefSeq names its product DEAD-box helicase 6 (gene DDX6). Gene Ontology annotation, molecular function: ATP binding; RNA helicase activity; mRNA binding. Gene Ontology annotation, cellular component: cytoplasmic stress granule; P-body. The transcript has 14 exons. Gene Ontology annotation, biological process: P-body assembly; cytoplasmic stress granule assembly. The record is from RefSeq and is a predicted model, not a curated record. NCBI's taxonomy places the organism in Eukaryota, Metazoa, Chordata, Mammalia, Carnivora, Canidae. The coding region runs from base 412 to 1863 and encodes 483 amino acids.
CUCUUGUCUGAGAUGACGAUACUGUUUUUGGGUGUGAAACUGUCAAUUGCUAACUACACAAUCUGGGAAGUGCUGUAAUUAACUCCGCCAGGGGCUCCUCCCAACUAGUCUACGUUUCGUUCGUAUUUUUGAAAAAUAUUGAAGUGAGUGAAUUCAAAUAUAUAAUUCAACCUUGUUAGAGGGCUUUUUAAAAAAUAAAAAGUUGAUUCGGUGCAUGAGAGCAAGUUACUGCUGCAUACCGUUCAGAGACUUACAGGUGCUUGCCUGCAUUGCAAUAAAGGACUCAUAUAUUGAGCAAGACUUAUAUUUAUCUCUUCGUUUUGGAGAGCCUAAUAAACUGUUAUUACAGUUUCUCUACUGACUUUCAAAAGUUUUGAAGUUUGAAAGAGACAUCUUUACAAUUAAUACAGCAUGAGCACGGCCAGAACAGAGAACCCUGUUAUAAUGGGUCUUUCCAGUCAAAAUGGUCAGCUGAGGGGCCCUGUGAAGCCCAGUGGUGGCCCCGGAGGAGGGGGCACACAGACACAGCAACAGAUGAACCAGCUGAAAAAUACCAACACAAUCAAUAAUGGCACUCAGCAGCAAGCACAGAGUAUGACCACCACUAUUAAACCUGGUGAUGACUGGAAAAAGACUUUAAAACUCCCUCCAAAGGAUCUAAGAAUCAAAACUUCGGAUGUGACCUCCACAAAAGGAAAUGAGUUUGAAGAUUACUGUUUGAAACGGGAGUUACUGAUGGGAAUUUUUGAAAUGGGCUGGGAAAAGCCAUCUCCUAUUCAGGAGGAGAGCAUUCCCAUUGCUUUAUCUGGUAGGGAUAUCUUAGCUAGAGCAAAAAAUGGAACAGGCAAGAGCGGUGCCUACCUCAUUCCCUUACUUGAACGGCUAGACCUGAAGAAGGACAAUAUACAAGCAAUGGUGAUUGUUCCCACUAGAGAACUUGCUCUACAGGUCAGUCAAAUUUGCAUCCAGGUCAGCAAGCACAUGGGAGGGGCCAAAGUGAUGGCAACCACAGGAGGAACCAAUUUACGGGAUGACAUAAUGAGGCUUGAUGACACAGUGCACGUGGUGAUAGCUACCCCUGGAAGAAUCCUGGAUCUUAUCAAGAAAGGAGUAGCAAAAGUUGAUCAUGUCCAGAUGAUAGUAUUGGAUGAGGCAGAUAAGUUGCUGUCACAGGAUUUUGUGCAGAUAAUGGAGGAUAUUAUUCUCACGCUACCUAAAAACAGGCAGAUUUUAUUAUAUUCCGCUACUUUCCCUCUUAGUGUACAGAAGUUCAUGAAUUCCCAUUUGCAGAAACCCUAUGAGAUUAACCUGAUGGAGGAACUAACUUUGAAGGGAGUAACCCAGUACUACGCCUAUGUAACUGAGCGCCAAAAAGUACACUGCCUCAACACACUUUUUUCCAGGCUUCAGAUAAACCAGUCGAUCAUUUUCUGUAACUCCUCUCAGCGAGUUGAAUUGCUAGCCAAGAAGAUUUCUCAACUGGGUUAUUCUUGCUUCUAUAUCCAUGCUAAAAUGAGGCAGGAACAUCGAAAUCGUGUAUUUCAUGAUUUCCGAAAUGGCUUAUGCCGCAAUCUUGUUUGCACUGAUUUGUUUACCCGAGGUAUUGAUAUACAAGCUGUGAAUGUGGUAAUAAACUUUGACUUCCCAAAGCUGGCAGAGACCUAUCUCCAUCGUAUUGGAAGAUCAGGUCGCUUUGGUCAUCUUGGCUUAGCCAUCAACUUGAUCACAUAUGAUGAUCGCUUCAACCUGAAAAGUAUUGAGGAGCAGCUGGGAACAGAAAUUAAACCGAUCCCAAGCAACAUUGACAAGAGCCUGUAUGUGGCAGAAUACCACAGCGAGCCCGUGGAGGAUGAGAAGCCCUAACAAGCAUGCUUUCACAAAAUACAGAAGGCUCGUUUGGAUCUGUGACACAUCGUUUGGGGGGGAUGCUCUUCUCUUUGUGGGUUUUUCAUCUUCUUUUAUUUUGGAACUAUGAAGACUUAAAAGAGCUCAGACAUUUUUUUCUUUUUUUUAACUGGUGAAGAGAAAAAGCUGAAAAGAAGGAAUUUACCUUUUUUGUUCCACUUGUUUGCACUGUGUGCUGACUGAACAUUAGUUGCACUAACUGCUGGUUUUUAAAAAAUGUUUUCUGGGGAAGGGGGACAAGGAAGGAGGAGAAAGAAGAGAAGGGGAGAAACCCUGAAAAGAGAAGAAUCUUGAUGAACACACAAGCUUGUCUACAAUUUCAAAAUUCUCCAACAGCUGACUCUUGAGUGCAUUUCAACUUCUCCCUAAUUACUCAUCCGUUUUUUAAGCCUGAAGAGCUUAUUACUUAUUUGUGCGAAGUGCCUUAUGCUAUGAGACCAUUCAGAAUAUCAUCUUUUAGACACAGCCCAAGAAAUCAACAAUAGUAGUUCUUUCCUUUUUUUAUUUUUUUUUCCUUCCUAUCUUUUUAAAAUUUUUGUCUUUUUAUUUUGAUUUCAAGUUGGAGUCUCUCUCUUCCCUUUUUACCUGAUACUCAAGCCCAGGGCUGGAAGAUGACACGUAUUAGUAAUGUUAAACACCAUUCUCUUUUUCUUUAUGUGGAGGAGUUGAUAUGCAACUGCAGUUCAUCCGCACUGUAAAUACAUGUAUUUAAAAAAAAAAAAAACAAUCCCAAGUAAAAAUUUCUUCUGGGCUGAGUAGAUUACAACAUCAUCGCUCCCAAAGGAAAGAGCAGUCUAUCAUUGCAGGAGCCAUAUGACAAGCCUUUGUGCUCUAUAGCAGAACACUAAAGACUGGUUUACAUACGCUUCCAUUAGCAGUUAUGGCACUUGAUGUGUAGACAUGUCAGAGCCUUGACCCUCUUUCCUCUGUGGCAAAGCGUGUCCCAUAGAAAAUUGGGUGUGUAUACUUGUAUAAACUUUGUAAAUAAGUUUUUUUCUGGGUUCAUAUAUAUAUAUACAUAUAUAUAUAUUUUUUUUUUGGAUGAAGGUUGCUGGGAUUAAGGGGAUUAGAAUGAUUAUGGGAGCAGCUAAAGAUGAGAGGGGCUCAGUUUUCCGCAACACUAAAUUCUAAAAAGUACUUUGGCCUCUUUAGUAGAGAGAGCAGACCUCUGUGGUGACCCUGUGUUGGAAGAGGGACCUGGAAGUCUGGGAUUUAUUGUUUGCUGCCACACUGUAUCAUCUAAUACCUUUGGAGAACACCUGCCAGAGAGAGCAAAGAAACUUCAGAAACCUAUAACUCAAGAUGUUAUUUUUGAGAAGCUCUCUCUGAUUUUGCUUCUUCCUCCCCUUUUAAAGAAAGUUUGAGGAACUUUUCAAGCUCAGCAAAAGGGGACAAAGAUUAAUCUCCCUUGCAGUGUGGAAAUUCAGUUGCGUGGCAGUGUCUGAGCAGUAUAUGUACAAAGCAUGGAUUUUGCAUUUCAGAAUAUUAGCCAGUACCAGCUUUGGUAAUGUUAGCAGUUCUGGAGCUUACUUUCUGUGGAUCACUUCCUGUACUGUGUUAAGUGUGUUGCCCUCUGCCCACCUUGAUACAUAAACUUGCAGGAAUGGGCAACUCCUGAGAGCUGUUAACUUUCAUGCUAAAGAAAGCUGCUUGCCAUCCUCUUGCUUUGUGACAAGAAUUAUCUGUCAUUUUGCAUUGUAAAUUGCUGGCAAAUGCUUUACAGUCAAUAGUGUUGCUUUAAAUUGUGCCCCUCCCAACAUGCUUGAUGUUUGGCCUGAUCUCCAGGCAAAAGGAGUGAGAUGAAUCAAAACCAGUGAACUUUUUUUUUUUAAAUGUUUUUAAUUCCCUUUUAACCCAGUGUACUAGGUCAAUCAGGAGGCAUCUAGGGUUUAAAAAAAAAAGCAAAAAAUAAAAUGAAAAAAAUUUGUUUUCCAUAUUCCAUUUUUUCGAAACC